This is a messenger RNA of Cynara cardunculus var. scolymus (artichoke), 1275 nucleotides long. Its product is annotated as probable UDP-arabinopyranose mutase 2. Gene Ontology annotation, biological process: plant-type cell wall biogenesis; UDP-L-arabinose metabolic process. NCBI's taxonomy places the organism in Eukaryota, Viridiplantae, Streptophyta, Magnoliopsida, Asterales, Asteraceae. Gene Ontology annotation, molecular function: UDP-arabinopyranose mutase activity. The coding region runs from base 52 to 1116 and encodes 354 amino acids. The record is from RefSeq and is a predicted model, not a curated record. Gene Ontology annotation, cellular component: Golgi apparatus; cytosol. The transcript is spliced from 4 exons.
CACAAACCCCUCUUCGAUCGGAUCGAUCUUCCUCUUUCAACAACAACAACAAUGGCUUCCUCUGUAACGCCAACACCAUUGUUGAAAGAUGAACUCGACAUCGUCAUUCCCACAAUCAGAAACCUCGAUUUCCUCGAGAUGUGGAGGCCAUUCUUCCAACCCUACCAUCUGAUCAUCGUACAAGAUGGCGAUCCUUCGAAAGUCAUCAAAGUACCCGAAGGUUUCGAUUAUGAACUCUACAAUCGUAAUGAUAUCAACAGAAUUCUCGGUCCUAAAUCUUCUUGCAUCUCCUUUAAGGAUUCUGCUUGUCGUUGCUUCGGUUAUAUGGUUUCCAAGAAGAAGUAUAUCUUCACCAUUGACGAUGAUUGCUUUGUUGCUAAAGAUCCAUCAGGAAAAGAUAUUAACGCACUCGAGCAACACAUUAAGAACCUCUUGUCUCCAUCGACUCCUCUUUUCUUCAACACCCUCUAUGAUCCAUAUAGAGAAGGUGCGGAUUUUGUUCGUGGAUACCCGUUCAGUCUUCGUGAGGGAGUGUCGACCGCCGUUUCUCACGGCCUCUGGCUUAACAUUCCCGAUUAUGAUGCCCCCACUCAACUUGUCAAGCCUCGUGAGAGGAACACUAGAUUCGUAGACGCAGUUAUGACGAUACCAAAGGGAACCCUCUUUCCCAUGUGUGGAAUGAAUCUUGCUUUUGACCGUGAGCUUAUCGGGCCAGCUAUGUACUUCGGUCUCAUGGGUGACGGUCAACCAAUCGGGCGCUACGACGACAUGUGGGCUGGAUGGUGCAUCAAGGUGAUCUGUGACCAUUUGGGGUUAGGCGUGAAGACGGGUUUGCCAUACAUUUGGCACAGCAAGGCUAGCAACCCGUUCGUUAACCUGAAGAAGGAAUACAAAGGUAUCUACUGGCAAGAGGAACUGAUCCCGUUCUUUCAAAGUGCCAACCUGCCGAAAGACUGCACCACGGUCCAGAGCUGCUACAAAGAGCUAUCGAAACAGGUGAAGGCUAAGCUCGGGAAAGUUGACGAUUAUUUCAACAAGUUAGCCGAUGCAAUGGUGACGUGGAUCGAAGCGUGGGAAGAGCUCAACCCAUCGGCUCCAAUUACGAAUGGGAAAUAGAGUGGUAGAUGUUAUUCAUAGUUUAUACAAGAUAGUUUAGCCCUGCUAUGGAGUUUGAGCUAUUCUUAUGAGUUUUAAGUGUUCUUUUUGAUUUCUUUUGAAGCAUGGAUUAUUGGGGAUGUUAGUUUUAUAAUAUAGUAUUUUAAUUAUUUUUUUUGC